Molecule: messenger RNA, 1625 nt
Organism: Phaeodactylum tricornutum CCAP 1055/1
Lineage: Eukaryota; Bacillariophyta; Bacillariophyceae; Surirellales; Neidiaceae
Product: multi antimicrobial extrusion family protein
Exons: 1
Coding region: 147-1625 (492 amino acids)
Biological process (GO): transmembrane transport
Cellular component (GO): membrane
Molecular function (GO): xenobiotic transmembrane transporter activity; antiporter activity
Source: RefSeq, a predicted model, not a curated record
CAUUCGUCAACUCGUACAGUUGUCGACCUCCGUCUAUCACUCCUCACAAGUUGCUGGAACCCAAACGCGUGUUAUCGUGUACAGUCCACAAGACUUGCUCGAUAUAUCAACGUUGUCGGCCGUCUUCGAGUUACUCGCUGCUACACAUGACUGAACCUACCGAAAUCGAUGCGCUCCUCGCCAAGGAUGUUCGAGGCGAGCAGGCCGAUGAAAGUGAUCACCGUCAAAGCCAACCGAAACCAUCGACCGGAGCACAGAUUCUCGAUUUAGCUAUUCCUGCGGGAGCCGCUCUAUUGAUCGAUCCCCUCAUGACCCUGGCGGAUACCGCCUUUGUGGGGCAUUUCAGUGACACAGCCGAUCAACUCGCUGGAAUGGGAUCGGCAGCGGCACUCUUGACCUUUUCCUUUUAUCUCUUCAAUUUCUUAUGCACCGCCACGACACCACUCGUCGCAGCCAAACGCGCAUCGGGUCAACAAGACGAAGCGAUUGCCUUGGGCGGCCAAGCCUUGUCACUGGCACUUAGUUUGGGAGGCCUUUUGACGGUCGGAUUGUGGACUUUCCGACAGCCCUUGCUGACCCUUAUGGGGACGGGCAGCACCGGCCCUGCCGCCAACGCGUACGCUAUGGCCUUUCUCUCGGUCCGGGCACUAGCAGCACCAGCCGUUCUCUCUAUUGAAGCAUCCGUCGGCGUAUUGCGAGGCUAUCUGGAUACCAAGACGCCGAUUGCAAUUUUGAUUGUGGCCAACAUCGUGAAUUUAUUCCUAGAUGUCGCGUUGAUAGCGUUUGCCGGCAUGGGUCCCAUGGGGGCGGCCAUUGCUACCACGACAGCGGAAUGGAUCAGUGCGGGGCUCUUUCUCGGGGUUCUGGCGGGUCGACUACCCGCAGCCGCGGGGCAACUAUCGGGCGUUUCUAUUCUACCCGCACGAUCAAUACCUUCGUGGAUAGACAUUCAACCUCUUAUUGUGGCCUCCUCUUCAGCAUUUUUCCGAUCUCUCGUGCUACAACUUUCUAUUUCUGCAGCCGCCGCCAUGGCGGCACGAGGCGGCGCCGAUAUGGAUACGGGAGCAGCCGCUUCCGUGGCUGCCCAUCAGAUUGGGAUUCAAUUGUGGUUACUCUGCAGUUUCUUUUGCGAUUCGCUCGCCGCAGCAUCGCAAGGGCUGGUGGCAGACGCUCUCGGUCGAGCAGAUAGAGGUGAUGUUUUGGAUGUAACCAAAACAGUAUUUGCCUACAGUCUUGGCCUAGGGAUAUUUCUAGCGACUCUGCUACAAGUGGGAGAAUCCACGAGUUGGUUGUUUGAUCUGUUCACGCAGGAUCCAUCGACCCGAGAAGCCCUAUCUGAAAUACUGCCGUUGAUCGUCCUUGCUCAACCGCUUAAUGCUCUCGUUUUCGCGGCAGACGGCAUUCUUCAGGGUGCGAACGAAUUUCCAUUUCAAGCCAAGGCAAUGGCGCUAUCUGGUCUCUCAGCAGUCUCAACUUUUGUCGUGUUGGAUAUGGCGGCACCCAACGUAGACACACUUGUUCAUAUUUGGACUGCCCUUAUUGCGCUCCAAGCGAUGAGAGGGAUGACAUCGUUGUACAAACUUGUCGAUCGAAGUGGUCCCAUCAAUUUACUCGCCGACAAAUAG